Molecule: messenger RNA, 1524 nt
Organism: Cololabis saira (Pacific saury)
Lineage: Eukaryota; Metazoa; Chordata; Actinopteri; Beloniformes; Belonidae
Product: interleukin-21 receptor
Exons: 8
Coding region: 33-1346 (437 amino acids)
Biological process (GO): immunoglobulin mediated immune response; cytokine-mediated signaling pathway
Cellular component (GO): external side of plasma membrane
Molecular function (GO): protein binding; cytokine receptor activity
Source: RefSeq, a predicted model, not a curated record
AAUCUGAGGUGGUGUCUUGGUGGUUCGGAAGGAUGGAUCCUUUUCACCCAGUUCAGAUGAGGGUUCUGCUGUUUGUGUUUCUGCUCCAGACAACAAAAAUCGUGUGGUUGCAAGGAGCGCCAGUCACAGGGGUGGACCAUCAUCUUCACUGUGUAAAUGAUUACCUAUUCACUGUCAAUUGCUCUCUGAAGAUUUCAGCACCACAAAAUGCUUCACAAAGCAACAACUCCUACUGGCUCACAUUCGAGGACAUAUUUGAAAAAACAGAGUUUGAGUGCAGGCUCAAAAAGGCUACAUGGGAGUACUCCUGUUCCAAUAAAACAUCAUCCGCGAUGCCUCAUGAUGACGAUUAUCCAGAUAUUUUUACGGAUACAGAUGCCUAUACAAUCUCACUUUGUCACAACAAAGAUGAUGGGUCAAAAACCUGUGAGCUGCUGGAUGAUGAAUAUACACCUGUGACGAACAUUAAACCAAACGCACCAUGUUGCCUCACAGUUAGCCACAACUCAAGUCAACACCACUUCGCUUGGCAAAGCACCUACGAGGAAUACAGCGAUAUUACCGACUUGACAAAAAAUCUACAAUAUCAGCUAAAGUUCUACAAAACAGAGGACAAACAAGGGGGUAUAACACAUGAUGUGAGCACAGACAGCACCAGCUACUCUUUGGAUGAUGAUAAAUGUUUGCCAGACGCCAAGUACGCUGCAAGAGUGCGGUCCAGCCCCAACAUGGCUCACUACAAGGGCCAGUGGAGUGACUGGUCCUCGGAGGUUCUUUGGAGGACUGACCCACACGCAAAAGGCUUUCCAACAAAUCUCUUAACGUUUGAACUGCGGGUGCUGGUCGUGGCCUUGUGUGUGCUGGUCACACUCCUGCUUUUAUGCUACGUUCCUCUGAAAAAGUGGAGGCACAGUACCUUCAUCCCAACUCCAGCUCCGUAUUUUCACACCCUGUACAGUCACUGCCAGGGAGAUUUCAAGAGCUGGGUUGUUACUCAUGACAAUGCGGCUGACAUGAUGAAAACAGAAGAAACUCUGCACAUCGACGCCCUGGUAGACUGUACAGACGUCCAGGACACGUGUACGUGCGUCUCUCAACAGCAGCUGCUGGAUGGAAGCACGUAUGAAAAUGUGCCCUCACCAAGUGACCUCGAUCUCAAGGGUUUCCCACACUCAUACACCACCAUGGGUUUGCUGUCAGCUCAGAACGCAGAGGAAACUGCAGAAGACUCGGGUUGCUGGCUCUGCAGCAAUGCAUCCCUAGAAAAUGAGCGUUCUUGGUAUUGCAACGAGUAUUGCACGCUGAAGUGCUUCCAGCAGUCUGGUUGUGUCCAGUACUCGAGUUGAGGGGGGAUGAGGGGGGAUAGCAUCCCCCCUGAAAUAAAAACAGUCAAAAUCACCCCUGUAAAACUGCCGGGGAUGGCAGUUUCCAUCCCUUAUGUCAUUUCAUCAAUGAAUGUGGUUUUACUGCUAUUUCAACAUUUAGAGUCAUCACCAGAAAAAUAACACGAGAAAAAUAACUUAU